GCGGGCGCUACAUUUGUCAAUCAGUUGCCUAAGCACGGUGCAUGGCAAGCCUUCCUUGUUAGCUUGUUACCAAACAGUGUCGACCGGACAGGCUUAAAAGUGUUUUCACACAUGUUUUUAUAUAUUUGAGGACGUGUUUAACACAUUGACCGACUUGUAGUUUUGUUGUCUUGUCAAAUAAAUAAGGUGAGAGUGUCAGAACAGCGCAGCUAGCCGGGUAUCAGAGGAGGCUAGUGAAUGCGUUUCUGUAGUAGCCCCCGUGUUAGCUCGGUAGCUAGCUAAACAACGGUAACACACGGAGGAGGAAUGAACCAUAAAAGUAAGAAGAGGAUUAAAGAGGCGAAACGGAGCGCCAGACCUGAGCUGAAGGAUUCAUUAGACUGGAUAAAACACGACUAUCAUGAGACUUUCGACUUGUCACACCGCACCGUGAAGGACAACGUUGAGCGAGUGGACACCCUCCACCUCAGCCCUGAGGAGUUCAUCCAACGCUUCGAGCGGCCCUACAAGCCCGUCGUCCUGCUGAACGCCCAGGAGAGCUGGCCCGCACAGGAAAAAUGGACUCUGGAGCGUCUCAAACGCAAGUACCGCAACCAGAAAUUUAAAUGUGGGGAGGACAACGAUGGAUACUCAGUGAAGAUGAAGAUGAAGUACUACGUGGAGUACCUGGAGAGCACCAGGGACGACAGCCCACUCUACAUAUUCGACAGCAGCUACGGUGAACACGCCAAACGCCGGAAGCUGCUGGAGGACUACCAGGUGCCCAUCUUCUUCAGGGACGACCUGUUCCAGUUUGCAGGAGAGAAGCGCAGACCACCGUACAGGUGGUUUGUGAUGGGCCCGGCCCGCUCUGGCACCGGCAUCCAUAUCGACCCGCUGGGCACCAGCGCCUGGAACGCCUUGGUUCAAGGACACAAGAGGUGGUGUCUGUUCCCCACCAACACACCCCGAGAGCUGAUCAAGGUGACCCGAGAGGACGGCGGCAACCAGCAGGACGAGGCUAUCACCUGGUUCAAUGUGGUUUAUCCCCGAACGCAGCAGCCAAACUGGCCUCCAGAGUUUGCACCGCUGGAGAUCCUCCAAAGACCCGGGGAGACCGUUUUUGUGCCUGGCGGGUGGUGGCACGUGGUCCUCAACCUGGACACGACAAUCGCCGUCACUCAGAACUUCGCCAGCACGACCAACUUCCCCAUCGUGUGGCACAAAACUGUCCGAGGACGACCCAAACUCUCCAGGAAGUGGUACCGUAUCUUGAAGCAGGAGAGGCCGGACUUGGCGGCGCUGGCAGACAAAGUGGACCUCCAGGAGUCGACGGGCAUCGCAUCAGACAGCUCCAGUGACUCUUCAUCAUCAUCGUCCUCCAGCUCGUCUGACUCCGACUCUGAUGCUGCAUCAGGCUCAGAGGGGGACGCCAUGUCCCACCGCAGGAAGAAGAGACGGACCUGCGGGAUGACAGCGAACGGAGACACCAGCAGCCAGGACGACUGCGUCAGCAAGGAGAGGAGCUCAUCGCGGUGACCUCCGGCCAUCUCCGUCCUGCCUCCAGCCGGUGACUCCUUCAAUCAUGAACACAGAAUCAGCUGCUUCCUGUCUAGUUUAGGUAAAUGUCUGAAGCCCUCAAUGAAACGACUUGUAGAUCAAGGAGGAGGAUCCGCUGAGGACCUGUCACCACUGUGCUUUCAAUCAAUAUCUGUGUGUGUCUGUGGUGUCUGUAGUGUGCGGACAUGGUGGGAAAUAUGAUAAUAUGAGAUUAUAGCCAGUCAACAGACUGAGAAGGGUACUGGGGAGUAGGGUGACACUGGGAACUAGUUGUGAGCUUUCAGAGUCUCUGAGCUGCUAUCUGUCGGGAGUUUGUAAGAAAUGAAGGGAUGGGAAUAUUUCUGAGGGUCGUCUUUAACUGUAAACAUGAAAUUCAGCCACCAGAAGAGCUGAAAACCAACAGUUUCUGUAGUUUCACACCCCGUAUCCCUGCAGCAGCACAAACGGACAUGUUUCUGUACUCGUACAGUUGAACUUGGGCCUCUAUUUUCACAGGUGCAAACUGGCCAUAUUCAAAUUUCCACUUUUUUUUAACCACACAUAUCAAUUACUGAGACACAUUGAGAAAAAUAUCAACUCACGGUUCUUUGAUAAUGCACACAGACUUUGAAUUUGUUUACAUAAGCAACUUAAAACACUAAGAAACCAAAGUGGACACACUCUGAUGCCUCUGUGCCAGCGAUAGCCUUGGCAUUAUGUUUCCGGGUUGCCAUCCGUAUGUCUGUCCCAUUCUCAUGAUUACGAUAUCUCAAGAGGGAAUCUAUUCAAGGGAAUGUAUUCAAAUUUGGCACAAGCGUCCACUCACACUCAAAAAUGAAUAGAUUUUAGUGGUCAUUGGUCAAGAUCAGUGGGAGCUGUAUUUUUUGUGGAUGAGGUAUCUCAAGAAUGCGUAGAGGGAGUUUUUUCAUAUUUGGCACAAAUGUCCACAUUAACUCAAUGAUGAACUGAUAAGAUUUUGGUGGUCAUAGGUCACCGUGACGUCAUGCGGCUCCUCGUAAAUGCGGUAUCUCAAGAACAUUGUGAGGGAAUUGUUUUUUAUUGGGCACAAAUGUUCAAUUGGACUUAAUGAUGAAAUGAUUCGAAUUUAGUAGUUAAAGGUCACUGUGACGUUACAAAAAAUGUUUUUGGCUCAAGAAUUCACCUGUACGGUUUGUGUCGGACUGCUGUGCUGCGGGGGAUGAGAUGUGUGUGAAGCAUCCACAUUUUUACAGACAUGGAUGUAAACUGCAACUGCAUACAGCCACAAAACAGUGUUCUAGUUUUAUAUUUUAGGAUAUGCACCUUGAGGUUAAUAGUUUAUCUGCAGGCUGAUGAUCUCAUUUAACUUUUUAUCUGCAACACCCUUCAGGCUACCACCAUGAAACUAGAGGCCUGAGUCUUCUUUAGGAGUCCUCAGAUUGGUGUCCACUCAACGUGAAGACUCCACUAAAUGUCAUUUCCCCACAAAACUGGUGAUUUAUCCUUAAACGGCUUGGAGGUCGUGUCCGUUCUUCUAGCUGCCUUUGUGAUUUAACGUCAUGCUGGAAUAGAAAGUGUCACCUCAGUGAGCCAGCCUUAAAGAAAUGAAACAGUUAUAGGAAACAUGCAUGUAAAAGCAUGGGUUCAGAUUUAUGCUGUAUGAACUGCAUGAUGACACUGCAGGUUGUGUUGAAGCAAUAGCAGCUCGGCCUCCAGUUUGAUGUUCUGCCUGCUCUGUGCCAAAAUGCAGCAAAUGAGAGAAACUGCCCGCAGGCGCAGCAGGCUCAUUAAACGCUGAGUCAAUGUUGAGUUUGUGCAGUCCUAAAAAAAGACAGUAGAGGGCACUACAGUCACCAGACGCACUGCUGCUGUUUCAGCUCCAGUUAAUGUAAGAGGUGGUUUUAGAGUCUGAUGAAGAGCUGGUGUGUUUCAGAGUGAACAGAGUUCAUUAGCAUUUAUUCAUCAGUGUGUGCAUCUUGUUGAAUAACAGCUGUAAUUUCAGUAGGUGUCAGAGUAGAAGAAGAGUCAGUGAUUCGACUUAUUUCUAGCUGAUUUGAGGAUCAGUAACUAAUGGCUGAUUUAAUGUACAUGAGGUAGAACCUGCUCGUUUAACAGUCUAAUGUCAACUAAUGACUAUUUUUAUCACUGAUUAAUCUGCUGAAUAGAGCUGAAACAUUAAUUGGCUGACAAACUAUAAGCUCAAUGCUGAUAAAGUUGCUGAGUCACUUUUAAGGUAAAUGUGGGUUAAAAAGGUCAGCCUGUGUUACAAGUGUGACUCAUUUUUUUGGUUUUCUUCCUCUUCUAUGAUAAUAAAUUGAAUAUUUUGGGGAGGUUGGAACGCUGAUGGAACAAAAUGAGACAUUAGAAUAGGAGUUGAUUGUUAUUGGUUGUUUAUUUCUGGGUUUUUUGUUAAUGAGACCGAUAACCGACAUUUGGAACCAAUAAGCAUUUAAUGUCAUUAUUUAGAAUUUAGAAUAUAACAAACUUCAACACAAAACUUUGUUUAAAUGCCUUUAGCAAAUGUU
This is a messenger RNA of Plectropomus leopardus (leopard coralgrouper), 4022 nucleotides long. It is a transcript of the gene jmjd6, whose product is annotated as jumonji domain containing 6, arginine demethylase and lysine hydroxylase. Gene Ontology annotation, cellular component: nucleus; cytoplasm. Gene Ontology annotation, biological process: phagocytosis. The record is from RefSeq and is a predicted model, not a curated record. NCBI's taxonomy places the organism in Eukaryota, Metazoa, Chordata, Actinopteri, Perciformes, Serranidae. Gene Ontology annotation, molecular function: P-TEFb complex binding; histone H4R3 demethylase activity.